Messenger RNA from Asparagus officinalis (garden asparagus), 3085 nucleotides. RefSeq lists its product as uncharacterized. The record is from RefSeq and is a predicted model, not a curated record. Lineage: Eukaryota; Viridiplantae; Streptophyta; Magnoliopsida; Asparagales; Asparagaceae. The transcript has 7 exons. Bases 163 to 2628 code for a protein of 821 amino acids.
AGGGAGAAGAAGAAGAAGCUCCACAAUCUGUCUCUCAAAAAUCAAAACCGAAACACAAAAGCCCCCAUCUUUCUUCACUCCAUCACUUUCCAUGCCAUUUUUUAAUUUGCCCUUUCCCUCUUCUUUCAUUAAACCCUAAUCUCUAUAAACCCUAAAAUUCCAAUGGAUUUGGAUCCACCCUUCGCUCUUUCCUCCAUCUUCUCUCCCAAUUCCGAGCCCAAGGCGUCGAGUUCCCUCGCAUGGAGUUGGGUUCUCGACUCCCUAACCCUCAACAACGACUCGUCUCUGCUCGGCCACGUGCCAACGACCUCGGCUGUUUCGGAGCAAGUCCCUUUGCUUAUUGUGAACAAGGAAGCACCUGAAAGUGACCAAGUUAAGGGUGGAGCAGAGCUGUUCAAGCAUGAUCUUGGCCAAUUUGUUUUUAGGAAAAGAGCUACUGCACCGAAACAUUAUGUUGACCUACUGAAGGACACAGCUGGCAAAGGCGGUCAAAUUGUUGCAUUUUCAAAGGCAAAAACUUUGAUGACUGGAGCUGAUCAGAUAUCUCACGGAGGCGUAGAGGGUGGAAAAGCAAAGAAGAGGAAGUUAAACAUUCAGGAGGAAGAUGAGUUACAAAACCAAAUUUCACCUUCCAUGGACACUGAUAAUAGCUACAAGGUCUUGCCAGGAGAUCCUUCUGGAUCUGCGGAACAGGUCAAUGCAAAAGAACUCGAGUUACCGAACCAGAUUUCUGCAGAUCCUGAUUAUGUAUAUGACAAAGAACUUCAGCUUGUGAAACAUGUUUCUUCUACCCCGUCUGCCGAUGGUGGGAAGGAAAUCCUGCUAGAAGAUACUUGUGCAUUUUGGCAACAGUCCAAUCAGCGGAACAGUGAAGAAGUUCAGUUGCAGAAGCAUAUUGGUGUUCCUCCAUUUGCUAGCAUUAGCAAGGAAUUAUUGCAAGUACAUGGACCUGGACUUGGCCAACAGUCAUCACAUUGUAAUGGUGGACUCACAGUAUUACUAGCAGCUGCGGAGGCUGCUAACGGUGGCAAAUUAAAUUCGAAUAGUGAUAGAAUAGAAACUGGCUCAUGUUUGAAGUGUGAUGAAGGAGGCUCACUGUUAGUUUGCAGUGGAAGCGAUUGCUUGCUAGGAAUUCAUGAUAAAUGCAUCGAUUCAUCAGUUGAUUUUGAUGAAAAAGGUGAUUUCUAUUGUCCCUUAUGUUCAUACAAAAAAGCUGUUCAUGCUUAUCACAAAGCGGAACAAAAAUAUUCUCAUGCGUUGAGAGUCCUUGCAAGUUAUAUUGAUAAAGAUUGGAUGAGGCAUAGUAAAGAACUAGUAUCACGUCUUUCAAUUGAAAGAGAAUCAUGCCAAGUAAGAAUGGAUGAAAAUAUAAGGUGUCACGGUAAGAAUAAAAGACAUCAAAAGAAUUCCAAACGAGUGGAACCUAUUAUUCAUCACAGAAUUUCUGAUGUACCAGGAACCACAGAGACAUCUCAGUAUAUCAAGAGGACUGAACUUCCCAAUAGCACAGGGGCAUUACACAAUGAAAUGUCAGUUGAUGACUGUGAGUGCAUUACGGAAAGGCAACUGCAACGACAAAAUCAUGCAGUUGCAGUUCCUGAUAAUAGAAGACCGUCUUGUAAUCCCGUUCAUGUGGAUAACAAUAUUCCUCCUCUACAAGUAAUGCCUCUUACGGAAGUAAAAAGCAGAGCAGUCAAUGGUUUUCAAAGUACUGAGCUUAUCAAGCACCGCAGUGCAUCAAGUCUUAAGGACACAAGAGAAGGUUAUCAGAGUGCGAAAGGCAGGCAAAUAGCAGAAGCUAAAUCAACGUUGGAUGAAAGCUAUUUAGCACGUGAAAUGAUUAAAACAUCUGGCGUUAAAGAAAUACAGGAUAUUUCUCAAGCAAAUUUGGUUGAAACCUGUUCAGUAAUACAAAAUAAGGAAAAUCAAGAUAACUUAGAAGAGAGCAUUGAACAAAAUAUUAACAAUUUGCAUCCCAUGAAGGAAAUAUGUUCUCUUACUGCCAGGAAAUGUGCAAAGAGAAAGCUAAAAAUGCAGAUUAAUAAUAUGAUGGAUGAUGUUCUUCCUGAUAAUGUUAAUUUAACAUGUGAGAAAGACGAACGAUCCAGAAUUGUAGAAGCACAUGCUCUGUCCCAAGUCAAUACGAAAAGCUUACCUGUUCCUCCUGAUAAAAUUUCUGAAAUACAAAACCAAAAAAAGCAGGAGCAAGCUACAAAAAUUGUUGAACCAGAGACCAGCAGUUCAACUGAGAAAGCAGUGAUUGUGUCACCACAAGCCAGUGAGAGGUAUUCGCUGAGAAAAAGAUUGCAUACUGUUAGCGCACAGAACCAGCAUGCCAAAGAUUCUGGUGAUCCACCCUUUUGCGAUGAUACCAACGGUCAAAAUGAGUUCAACAACGAGCUGAACAAUAAGCGAACCAGAAAGUAUUGGACACCAGAGGAGGAAAAAGCUUUAAAGGAUGCAAUGCAAAAAAUCUCUCUGGACAAUGGAAAUAUUCCAUGGGCAAAUAUUUGGAGUAAGAUUAGACAUAAAUUUCGAGCAACUCGUCAGCCUGGUGAUCUCAAAGAUAAGUGGAGAAAUAUUUUAAUCAAAGAGGCUCGGCAACGAGAAAAAGGUUCAGGAGACUGAGUUCCCCUCACGAGUUUAUGCUGUUCACUGUAUGUUUUUUCCCACUCGUUUCGGAAGCUCAUGUGGUGCUCGCUUGAUGGCGUGAUGAUGUAAAAUUUUGUAGUAUCAUGAUGUAAAGCCAUGAGUAAUGCAGAUGUGAAGACUUAACCUUUUUGUGAAUAUUGCUUGUACACAUACGUCUGCGGGGUCGUUGCUUAAGGUUUGUACAAAAGGCAAGAAAGGCAGAUAUCGGUUGUAGUCUUUUUUCCCCCCACUUUAGAUAGAAAGCCAUGAGCAGUGCACAUAAUAGAAAGCCGUUCACAUGUUUGGUUGUAAACUGGAUGCGUGCAUGAUUAUAUCUUCAGGGUUGUUGUGAAGGGGACACCUACCCAUGUUUUCAUUCAUGGGCUUGCGAGAAACAAAACUAGCGAGAUUGCUCAGUGGUAAACUGGUAAUGGAGUAGGGUUAGGGGUAUUUA